AUGAAUGGAAACUAUAUUUUUUCGAAGCACAAUAUAGAACAACUCGAGAGAUGUUUGAAGUAUAAAGAUAGUCGUCAGUAUAAGAUCAUGAAAAUUUUAAUAAAGAAAAUAAAAGUUAAUCGUAAAACUAUCAAAGCACAACAGAAAAAAAUACUAGGCUUGAGAAGAGUUAUCGAAUUAAAGAAUAAUGAAAUAACCAGGCUGAUGAAUGUGAUAGAAAUAAAGGAUCAAGAAAUUCGCAAAUUAAACAAUCUACUUGACCAAAAUCAUAUUACUUCCACUCAACCUAACAUGGAUUCAGAAGACUACCAUGAAGUUGAGCGAGACCAUUAUAAUCGGGUGCGUAACUCUAACAAUGAACCACCUACAAAGAAGCCUGAGGUUAAAGCAAUGGAUAAAUAUGGAUAUUACUUGG
Molecule: messenger RNA, 415 nt
Organism: Cetraspora pellucida
Lineage: Eukaryota; Fungi; Glomeromycota; Glomeromycetes; Diversisporales; Gigasporaceae
Source: the annotation of a GenBank genome assembly